AUGGAGAGCACGCCUGACCAGGACAAGGGCGCCACAACGCAGGGCUCGCCGAGGCAUGUGUUUAUCAGUGCCUCUUUUCUGCACAGGGAGUUCAGGGCGGUGCCGCUUGAGGUCAUGCAAAGCGCCAUCUUCUUCUUUGGCAGCAAGCGUAGCUGGGGUAUGCUCACCUACAUCUUCACCCUUGAUGAAGUGUUCCCUGAAAACGAGAGGGAGCGGAAGGAGUCGUUGCGGCAGCCAACGCGCUACUACGCGUUCCCCGAAGACUUCAAGCAGCUCAUCUUGGAGAAGGAGAAGGCGGGCCUGCUGUACUGGUUGAAGCCAGACCAGGACUACCGCAAGGUGUCCGCCUUCCUCGAGCAGAUCGUGGACCCGGUCACAGGCCAACCCUACGCGCCGCUCAUACUCGACGACCAGUGGUGGAAGCACACCUACGACCGCUCCAUGGCGCGAUCGUGCCCCCCGCCCGACUCCUUCCGGGUCAUCCACAACUACAAGCUGGGCGACCACGACUAUGCUCCGACGAUGGAGCUGUUGGUUCAAAGCAACCACAACCUCGUUCCUGUGCUCUCGUGGUCCGACCACGUCAAGAAAUAA
Messenger RNA from Acanthamoeba castellanii str. Neff, 594 nucleotides. RefSeq lists its product as uncharacterized. The coding region runs from base 1 to 594 and encodes 197 amino acids. NCBI's taxonomy places the organism in Eukaryota, Discosea, Longamoebia, Acanthamoebidae. The record is from RefSeq and is a predicted model, not a curated record. The transcript has 2 exons.